GCUGGGAUAUCAGCUGACUCGCGCUCGCGCCGGAGCUCGGCUGGUGCUGCCGCAGCUCACUCCGAUUCCCCGGCAGCGGCGGCGGCUGGCAGCGAGCGCGCGGAUUUACAGCCAGACCCCCGUCACCUCGCUGGUCCCCCCCGAGGCGAUGCUGCCCCAUUUAGCGCUCCUCCUGCUGGUCUGCUCCUGCACGGCCCGGGCUGUCGAGGUGCCUACUGAUGGAAACACUGGUUUGUUGGCAGAGCCCCAAAUUGCCAUGUUUUGUGGCAAACUCAAUAUGCAUAUGAAUGUUCAGAAUGGAAAAUGGGAAUCUGACCCCUCAGGGACCAAGACCUGCAUUGGAACAAAAGAAGGGAUUCUGCAAUAUUGCCAAGAAGUUUAUCCUGAAUUGCAAAUUACCAAUGUUGUGGAAGCCAACCAGCCUGUGACAAUCCAAAACUGGUGCAAGAGGGGACGGAAGCAGUGCAAGAGUCACCCUCACAUUGUGGUUCCCUACAGGUGCUUGGUUGGUGAGUUUGUGAGUGAUGCCCUUCUGGUGCCAGAUAAGUGCAAGUUCCUCCACCAGGAAAGGAUGGAUAUAUGUGAAACUCACCUGCACUGGCACACUGUUGCUAAAGAGUCCUGUAGUGAAAAGAGUAUGAAUCUGCAUGAUUACGGUAUGCUGCUGCCCUGUGGAAUUGACAAGUUCCGUGGUGUGGAGUUUGUUUGCUGUCCAUUAGCAGAUGAAAGUGACAAUGUUGAUUCAGCUGACGCUGAGGAAGACGAUUCCGAUGUCUGGUGGGGAGGUGCGGAUGCAGAUUAUGCAGAUGGAAGUGAUGACAAGGUGGUAGAAGAGCAGCCGGAGGAAGAGGAGGAAGUAACGGACGUGGAGGACGAAGAUGCUGAUGCUGAUGACGAUGAUGGUGAUGAGAUUGAAGAAGAGGCAGAGGAACAGUACGAAGAGGCCACGGAAAGAACUACCAGCAUUGCUACCACAACCACCACUACUACCGAAUCGGUAGAAGAGGUUGUUAAAGUCCCCACCACAGCCGCCAGCACUCCUGAUGCUGUUGACAAAUACUUGGAGACACCUGGUGAUGAGAAUGAGCAUGCCUAUUUCCAGAAAGCCAAGGAGAGACUCGAAGCCAAGCAUCGUGAAAGAAUGUCUCAGGUCAUGAGGGAAUGGGAAGAAGCGGAACGCCAAGCAAAGAACUUGCCAAAGGCUGAUAAGAAGGCUGUUAUCCAGCAUUUCCAGGAGAAAGUGGAAUUACUGGAACAAGAAGCGGCGAAUGAGAGACAGCAGCUAGUGGAGACUCACAUGGCCAGAGUGGAAGCCAUGCUGAAUGACCGUCGCCGCAUUGCUUUGGAGAACUAUAUCACAGCUCUGCAAGCCGUCCCUCCCAGACCUCGCCAUGUGUUCAAUAUGCUGAAGAAGUACGUGCGUGCAGAGCAGAAAGACAGACAGCAUACCCUCAAACACUUUGAACAUGUCCGCAUGGUGGAUCCAAAGAAAGCUGCCCAAAUCAGAUCUCAGGUUAUGACACACCUACGUGUGAUAUAUGAGCGCAUGAACCAGUCUCUUUCCCUUCUCUACAACGUACCAGCGGUUGCUGAGGAGAUUCAGGAUGAAGUGGAUGAACUGCUUCAGAAAGAGCAAAACUACUCCGAUGAUGUCUUGGCCAAUAUGAUCAGUGAGCCCAGGAUCAGCUAUGGAAAUGAUGCCCUCAUGCCUUCAUUGACUGAAACUAAAACCACAGUUGAACUUCUUCCAGUUGAUGGAGAAUUCAGCCUAGAUGACCUUCAGCCAUGGCAUCCUUUUGGUGUUGAUUCUGUCCCAGCCAACACUGAAAAUGAAGUUGAGCCAGUUGAUGCCCGCCCAGCUGCAGACAGAGGACUGACCACAAGACCAGGUUCUGGGUUAACCAAUGUUAAAACUGAAGAGAUCUCUGAAGUAAAGAUGGAUGCAGAGUUCCGACAUGAUUCAGGAUAUGAAGUGCAUCAUCAAAAAUUGGUAUUCUUUGCUGAAGAUGUGGGUUCAAACAAAGGUGCCAUCAUUGGACUAAUGGUGGGAGGUGUUGUCAUAGCAACAGUCAUUGUCAUUACUUUGGUGAUGCUGAAGAAAAAACAGUACACAUCCAUCCAUCAUGGUGUAGUGGAGGUGGAUGCUGCAGUGACACCAGAGGAACGCCACCUUUCCAAGAUGCAACAAAAUGGCUAUGAAAAUCCAACCUACAAGUUCUUUGAACAGAUGCAGAACUAGAACACCACAAUAGCCUCAUGAGUUGGACAGCAAAAUGAUUGCUUCACUGCCCAUCGGUGUUCGGUUAUAGAAUAACGUGGAAAGAAACAAAAACACUCUGUUUUAUUAUUUACUCAUUAUCGCCUUUUGACAGCUGUGCUGUAACACAAGUAGAUGCCUGAACUUGAAAUAAUAAAAAUCAGUAAUGUAUUUUCUCUCUUUACAUUUCAGUCUUUACACUACAUUAUUAAUGAAUGUUUUUUGUGUACUGUAAAGAGUUUAGCUGUAUUUAACUAGUGCAUGGAUAGAUUCUCUUUCCCAAUUAUUUAUCAUGUGGCCCCUUAGCCAACUGUAUAUUAUUCUUGUGAUUUGUGGCAAAAAUUAAGUCCUACUUGAAAUAUGCUUUAAAGAAUUGAUGGGGGAUGCUUCCUGUGUCUUAGCUGCUUCUCUUUGCUGAAUUUUUUUUUUCUGAUCACGAGGCAUUUUAAAGUAAAACUACUUUUUUUUAAAAGUAUUCCAGAUGAGUUAUUUUCUUCUGCAGUUGCAUUUUAUUGUACAGAUGGUUGCUUCUGCUGUAUUAGUGAUGUAGAAAUCAUGGGAAUACACAUUCGUUUCUUUGUGCCUGUUUUAUGUGCACACCUUAGGCAUUGGAAGGUAAACUUCUUUUCUUUUCCAUGUACCUUUUUGAUCUUUUAAUAAAAAUUAAAAAUGAAAAA
Molecule: messenger RNA, 2934 nt
Organism: Chrysemys picta bellii (western painted turtle)
Lineage: Eukaryota; Metazoa; Chordata; Testudines; Emydidae
Gene: APP
Product: amyloid beta precursor protein
Biological process (GO): axonogenesis; central nervous system development
Cellular component (GO): early endosome; plasma membrane; Golgi apparatus
Molecular function (GO): signaling receptor binding; heparin binding; transition metal ion binding
Source: RefSeq, a predicted model, not a curated record